Molecule: messenger RNA, 1229 nt
Organism: Vigna angularis (adzuki bean)
Lineage: Eukaryota; Viridiplantae; Streptophyta; Magnoliopsida; Fabales; Fabaceae
Product: cycloeucalenol cycloisomerase
Exons: 8
Coding region: 169-1026 (285 amino acids)
Molecular function (GO): cycloeucalenol cycloisomerase activity
Source: RefSeq, a predicted model, not a curated record
AGUUAAAACAAAAGUUAAAGUAGAACCUGCAGAGUGACACCUCCUUCACCAAGCUUCCACUCUUUUUAGCUUGUUACAGUAUAUGCAUUUGAACAAUCCACUCACUCAAGAGUGUAUUCAGUCAUCAUUCAUUUCAUUUAACAUUCCUUGAAGCAGAUCCCAUUCCAAAUGACAGCUCCUGUUCCUCCAAGCCUGUGGCUGGCUCCAAACCCCAGCAAGAGAUGGGGUGAACUGUUCUUCCUUCUUUACACCCCCUUCUGGCUCACCCUCUGUCUUGGCAUUGUUAUUCCCUUCAAUCUUUACGAGAAAUUCACAGAAUUGGAGUACUUGCUUAUCGGAUUGGUUUCGGCUGUUCCUGCCUUUGUCAUUCCAAUGCUGCUUGUUGGAAAGGCAGAUAGAAGCGUUCAUUGGAAGGAUCGAUAUUGGGUCAAGGCGAGUCUCUGGAUAAUAAUCUUCAGUUAUGUUGGAAAUUAUUUCUGGACUCAUUAUUUUUUCACAGUUCUGGGUGCAUCUUAUACCUUCCCAUCAUGGAAAAUGAACAAUGUACCACACACAACAUUCCUGCUCACUCAUGUUUGCUUCCUGUUUUAUCACGUUUCAUCAAACAUGACACUGCGUCGGUUGCGACAUUUUAUUGCUGAUUUGCCUGAAAAAAUUCAAUGGGCUACCGAAGCUGCCUGGAUUCUUGCACUUGCUUAUUUUAUAGCGUACCUGGAGACCCUGGCUAUCUCUAAUUUCCCUUAUUAUGAAUUUGUGGAUCGUGACUCUAUGUAUAAAGUUGGAUCUCUGUUUUAUGCCAUAUACUUUAUUGUGAGCUUCCCAAUGUUUUUAAGGAUAGAUGAGAAACCUGGUGACAAGUGGGACUUGCCUAGAGUGGCUGUUGAUGCUUUAGGUGCUGCAAUGCUGGUCACAAUAAUACUUGAUUUGUGGCGCAUCUUUCUGGGACCUAUUGUUCUCAUCCCAGAUGCAAAACAGUGUCCUCAAGUAGGAUUACCUUGGUUCACAGGACAUGCCAAUCUCACAUGAGAGUCAUUUUAGAUUGUUGUGUGGAGAAUGUGCUGAAGAAAUCAGUCUUGGACAGUGCUCACACUGCCAAACUUCUGAUUACUUCUUUAGUCUUUGUAGUGCUUUUUCAUGUUCCCUUCAGCUGUAGACAAAGACAGGUAACUAAUUAGUGUUCUUUAUAAUUAAUGAAGACUCGGUUCCUUGGACACUGUGUUCAUGUUCUA